AUGACAGUGAGCACUCUCCGGGUGUAUCUUCCCAAUGACCCCCUUCUGGUCAGGCUCCUUGAGGCUGCUCACCGAGCGUCAGUUUCGAAAAAGGUCAUCCUGGACAAGCUCGGAUUCGAGAAGACGUAUUCCGAUUUGCUUGGUGAUAUUGUGCAGACGAGAGACGCACUGUCCCUGUCGCUUCCACCAUGGGUGCCGUCCGAAGUGGGACCUACACCUGAGAAAGACGUGCACGUUGGGAUCAUUUCACAGAGCGCUUAUGAAUUUCUGGUUGCUUUCUUCGCCGUGCGAGCCGCUGGAGGGGCUCAGGGGUUUUGCCUGAAGAAGGUCAUUACUUACUUCAAAAGGCAAAACGAACAGAUUGCCGCCUAUAUCAGAAAGCAACCCGAAUCCUUACCUCUCCGGCUCCUGCCCAUCUCCUCAAACGCAAGGGGUAUUCCCAGUUCCCAGCUAGUCGUUGACAAUUCUAUUUCGGUGAAUCCAGCUGGCCCAGGAAUGAUUAUGUUCACAUCGGGCACCACUGGUCGCCCCAAAGGAGUGAUCCUGCCGAGGGUCCUAUUUAGUGAAGUGAAGGGCUCGGGAAAUGAUCAAGUUGCACUAAACCAUCGUCCUUGCCACUGGAUCGGAGGAGCUCGGACCUCAGUGGAUGCCAUUUUGACUGGGAAGACUCUCGUGAAUAUUGGAGAGAAGAGGGCAGAAUCUCGAGCGCAGGCCGUUAUAGAGGUUCUCCAAGAAUACCGCAUCACAGAUGCGGUUUUCACACCAGCCUUGCUCCGUUGGAUGAAACAAAUCAUGUUAAAGGGAGGAAACCCGACACCUGCUCAUAUCAGAGCGGAGCGUGGCAACCCUUUCAGGCAUUUAUCUUCCAUAAAAUGCGCCGCGGGUAUCUGUGAGCCCUCGACAAUAUCCUUUUUGACUUCAUUAACCGGGCUACGCUUUGAGACCAUCUAUGGAGCGACAGAGCUUGGGGGACUGAUCACUGUAGGCCAUUCUGAAGUAAAGGGAUCGAUUGGGAAACCACUGCCGGACAUUGACAUCAAGCUGUCUGAAGGCGAUCGGGGUGAGAUACGAGUCAAGAGCGCGAGGAUGUUCAUAGGAUACAUCGGCGAUAAGGCGGCCACGAAAGCAGUAUUUGAUGAGCAUGGCUACUACAAAACCAACGACUUGGCUGAAUACAGAAAUGGCGAAUACAUCUUUUGUGGAAGGGAAAACACUGAUUUUGUGUUAUUCCGAAACUAUGGGUUUUCGAGUAUGCUUGUGGAGAACAGUAUCUUGGAUCUGGACUACAUUGCAGAAGCCUGCGUAGUAGCCGUACCAGACCACGCCUCACGCCAGCUUUGCGGCGUUGUUGCUCGAAUGACACCCGAUGUCGUGGCAGCUGGUCGGCAGAUUGACUUGAGUAAAAUUCGAACCGAUCUGUCAAACAGGAACGUCCCACUUUAUAUGCUUCCUGUUGUCCUGAAAACCUUGAGUGAAGGCGAGCCAUUGCCGAGAAAUGUGUCGGCAAAACCAAUGAAACGCGAUAUUCUCGCACGAUACUUUGGCUCAGUUGGCGGCAUCCCGCCCACCUCCCUCCCCACCGGCGUGGAACGGUUUGACUUGCCAAAAACUGGAAACUCCUGUAUACAACCCUGGGAUUGGUGUGGUAUGCAAUCUGCAUCUGUAUAG
Molecule: messenger RNA, 1668 nt
Organism: Penicillium macrosclerotiorum
Lineage: Eukaryota; Fungi; Ascomycota; Eurotiomycetes; Eurotiales; Aspergillaceae
Product: ANL family adenylate-forming protein
Exons: 6
Coding region: 1-1668 (555 amino acids)
Biological process (GO): fatty acid metabolic process
Molecular function (GO): medium-chain fatty acid-CoA ligase activity
Source: RefSeq, a predicted model, not a curated record